AUCCACUCUCGUCAGUGGAGGAGUGCCAAGGCACUCAAAGGGGUAAUGGACGAGUUAGUGGCUAUCCCUGACCAGGGGGUCACAGAGACCAACUUGUCAACUUGGCUACCGGGCUAUGCCCGAAUCGUUACGAGGGCACUUCUUUGAGAAGAGCCAGCAGUCKACCAUGACCUACGAUGCGUUGAGCAGGGAAGUGGUAGCUUUUGAAGCACGGUCCAUGUUAGUUUCCACCUUCUGGCACAAGGACCUUGACAAAGGGAAAAAGUGGAAGGGUCACACUAUCUCGGGGCAGAUCAAGACCAAGUAUCGUCUGCUCCUCACGUUAGACGAGGGUAGUGUGGAAGAAGUCCCCUAUGACCAAAUAGAGUGGGGGCUAGAGGAGGAGAAGGAAGACAGUAGCGUGAGUCAGGGGAGGACUUACACUGCUGUCGCAACCGGAGGGAGGCCGCAAGGAAGAGGAGGAGGCCAGGGCCAGGGGGGGCGGGCCUCAGGUGGCYGUGUCCAGGGCGAUCAGGGGGUUGGCGGUAGAGGAGGAAACCGCCAAGCGGGAGGAAGGGGUCAAGGUCCCCCGCAAAACCGUUCUGGUAACCGUUCACCCAAUAGGGGUGUUGAUAACACCUUGGCACAUUGCUGUCUAAGUGCUCCUACGUUCGCACGAAUGGUGAAAAAGGAGAACUUAGAAGAACAGGUCUUCGUAGUUUACGUCAAGCCUGUCACUGAGCCUAAGGAGGAGAAGCCCAUUGACCCAGCUAUUGCCAAGCUGCUGGCGGAGUUCAAGUAUUUAGCAGAGCCGCCGACAGGAGUAGUACCGCGGCCCAUCAAGCAUCGUAUUGAGAUAGAGCCUGGCAGUAGGACUCCCAAAGGAGACAUUUACAGGAUGUCCCCGCGGCAGUUAGAGGAGUUACGCAAACARUUAGACGAGCUCCUAGAGAAGGGUUGGAUUAGGCCCAGUUCAUCUCCUUUUGGAGUCUUGUUUGUCCCCAAGAAGGAAGGGGAGCUCAGAAUGUGUAUAGACUAUAGGGAUCUCAAUGCUAUCACCAUAAAGAAUGCAGAGCCGCUGCCCCGUAUAGAUGAUCUUUUAGACCGGGUGCAGGGGUGCAAGUAUUUUUCAAAGAUAGAUUUGAAGUCCAGAUAUCAUCAGAUAGAGGUCCAUCCUGGUGAUCAGUAUAAGACCGCCUUCCGAACUAGGUAUGGGCACUAUGAGUUUAUAGUCAUGCCCUUUGGACUAACCAACGUGCCAACAACUUUUCAGCGUUGUAUGAAUGACCUGUUUAGGCCAUGGUUAGAUAGAUUUGUAGUAGUAUAUCUAGAUGAUAUUCUAGUUUUUAGCAAGACCCUCCAAGAGCACCAGGGUCAUCUGAGGCAGGUCUUGGAGAAGCUGAGAGAGGCUAACUUCAAGAUCAACCCCAAGAAGUGUGAGAGGGCAAAGACCCAGGUUUUGUACUUAGGCCACGUCUUAGACGGAGACGGCAUUAAGCCAAAGGAUAGCAAAAUUGCAGCGAUUAGGGAUUGGCCUACACCCCACACGCUGACAGAGUUGCGAUCGUUCUUAGGCCUAGCGAACUACUACAGGAAGUUUGUAAGCUGCACCCUUCGCAGAUUGCUAAGGAAAGAAACAAUCUGGAAGUGGGACAAGGAUUGCACGUCUGCCAUGAAGAAGUUGAAGCACGCGUUGAUAGAGUACCCAGUCCUUAAGGUCGCCGAUCCGUCCUUACCUUUCGUUGUUACCACUGACGCGAGCCAGUAUGGCAUAGGUGUUGUACUACAGCAAGACGAUGGCAAUGGAUAUAGACCCGUAGAGUUCAUGUCAGCGAGGAUGCCCUCAGAGAAGGUAGCCACCUCGACUUACGAGAGAGAACUAGACGCUCUCAUGCAAGCAUUAGAAUACUGGAAGCACUACUUGCUUGGGAGGCACUUCAAAGUCUAUUCAGACCACGAAACGUUAAGGUGGUUGAAGAGUCAGGCCAAGAUGACUCCUAAGCUGACUAGGUGGGCCGCGGAGAUAGACCAGUACGACUAUGAGCUCAAGCCAGUUAAGGGCAAGUAUAAUGUAGUUGCGGAUGCUCUAAGUAGGAGAUCAGACUACUUUGGAGCGAUAGUCCAUUUUCUGGAUAUAGGAAAAGACCUGCAACAGAAAGUUAGAGAGUCAUAUGCGCAGGACCCUAUCUACAGUGACCUUCUUAAGAAAGUGAAGGAGGCUCCAAUAACCGAACCAGAUUACAGCACUACUGACGAGUUGCUAUUUGAGAAGACUAAUGUAGUGGACCGACUGUGCGUCCCCAACAACGAAGAGAUCCGUAGUUUGAUCUUAGGGGAAUGUCAUGAUACAGAGGGACACUUUGGUUGGCCCAUAGACUCUAGCCAACCUAAUGCUUGCGUAUACCUGGCCAGGAAUGAAGAAUGACUGUAUAGAGUAUGUUCGCAGUUGCAAAGUUUGC
Messenger RNA from Chara braunii, 2438 nucleotides. Lineage: Eukaryota; Viridiplantae; Streptophyta; Charophyceae; Charales; Characeae. The record is from the annotation of a GenBank genome assembly.